AGCAAUUAUGGAAAUCAAAGGGGUGAGGAUCAAGGCGACUGAAGAAGAUCAACACAAAGCCAGUAGUGGCCAUAUGGUUCAGACUGUCAGAAGCAGCUUAAAUCUUCAUCCAAGCCUUAAACUUGUUGACAAAGAUAAUGAGAACAGUAAAAUAAAUGAAACUAAACUGAAAUAAACCAAAAAUCAGAGCGAAAAAGACCAAAAAGGAGAUUUCACUUAGUCGUAGAAAAGGAGUACUAGAUAGUAUUGGCUUACUCAUUGGAAAAUCUGUCUCAUCAACAAGUAAGAAGCUAUUCAGUCCUGAUAAAAGCCCUAGACCAAAGAUUGAUGAAAAUUUAAAAUAAGCUUGAAAGGAUGCUCAAUCAACAGACCAAGAAGCAUAAAUUAAGAAGUGAGCUAGCCAGUAGAGAAUCUAGUUGAAGUAAAUUUUUGAACUCUCCAAAGAAAUCAAGGAAUUUCUUUGAAACAAAAACGAAUAAAUUUCAAAAGGCUAAGAAAAAUAACAAGAGUAAAUUAAAUUUUCCAAAGAGUGACCCUAAACUCAUUCAAACUCUAAAAGAAUGGGGCAAAUAUAAAGCUAGGAGAGAUCAGUUAUCUCUCGAAAGGGCUAAUGCAAAAGCCAUUAUGAAUUACACAGCUAGACAGCAUCAUAAAUAAUUUUAAAGAAGUUGCGAAGUAUAAUAGCUCUUAUUAUCUAAGAAACUAUUUUCCAAAUAAUGGCAGAAUUGCUGAGGAUGUUGACUCAGAAUCCACAUUUACAAAGCCAGAUAUCUCUAAGCCUGAAGUCGUUAUCAAAAGCCCAACUGAAAGAGCACUUUCUCAAUUGCCAAAGAUUAGGAAAAAUGGAAUAAAGGCUCCUAAUAUGAUAGAUUUUACGAAGAAUAUUGAAGAAAUGAACGCAAAUCAGCUGAAUGAAUACGGGAAACCUCAUUUCGAUGUAGACCUUGAUAAUGAUAAAUUUUUGAGCCUCUCUCCAAUCAAGAGCAAGCAGUCCAAGCUCAGAACAUAUUACGAUAAAAACCUCUGGAAACAUAUGAAUGAUUUUAGGAAUGACGGUAAAACUAAAAUUCAGAGGGUUAGAAGAAAAUAUAGAAAUAUUGUAUCCUCAGAACUCACUGCCAAGAAUAUUAAUGCCGGCGUUGAUUCAGAAGAUGAGAAUCCAGAGCCUCCAAUAAUUUUUGCAAGAAGAAAUAAGAAUGAUCAACAGAGAUAUCAACAGUUGAAAGAAAUUAACUCACUCAAAGACAGAUUGGCAAAGGAUGGCAUCGUUUGAGAUACUAAAACGCUACGUAGCGCAAUCCUAAUGCCUGAGGAUAUUGAGUAAAACUUUCAAUUUUUGGUAGAAAA
This is a messenger RNA of Moneuplotes crassus, 1347 nucleotides long. The record is from the annotation of a GenBank genome assembly. NCBI's taxonomy places the organism in Eukaryota, Ciliophora, Spirotrichea, Euplotida, Euplotidae.